CAGGAGUUGGAGGCUUCUUUUUGCGGAGCUAGGGAAAUUCGAGAUUUAGGGCUUUCUCACUUGCCGCUUCCUUUCUUCCUUUCUCAGUUUCUGGGCGAAGCUGGCGUUUCGCCCACGAGAAUGCUUCCUGCUGACACUGAUUGUGACAGCAUUGAGCGGGAUUGAGCAGGGUACAGCAUUGCCGUUCCAGAAAACACUGUUGCUAACGAUGGCGCCAAGCACUGCCACUGGUUCAAGGGGUUGUUUCAGCGGUUGCCUGCUGGACCUCCCGGAGGCGAUUCUCUUGAAGAUCCUGAAUCAUCUGCCAGCCACCGCAGAACAAGUCUUCAAGUAUCGGGGAGUCUGCAAGCAACUCAGGACUCUUUCCAAACAGAUUGAAAAGCUGCAGGUCAGUGUCGCAGAGAACAUCGACCUUUCAUCAGAGGGGACAUUGGAAGCGUUCUUCGACGCACUGAUGAGGGAGCUACCCUCGGUGGAGAAGCUACAUUUUGAGGGGAAAAAAGGUCGGGAGAUUGGUCUUCAUGACCUGGAAAUGCUGGCAGGAGGCUGGCCUCAACUUGAAAUGUUAGAAGUCCCAAAUUUGGCAAUCCUAACAGGGCCAGGAGGUACCCUUUUACAGACGCUAAGAGCAUUGUCGCACUUGAAAGUAGGCACGUUUUGGACUAGAUAUCCCUUCAAUCUGCUUCUCCAAGUUGCCUGCCCUAACCUGGUAUACCUGGAGAUUGGCGUGCUUGAGGUGGAUACCACGGGACUGCUCAUGGAGGGUACAUCCUUGAAGACACUUGUCAUUGAACAAGUUGUCUUGAUUGAUGGGGAACCGCUUGAGAUCUUGACUCUUAACAUGCCAGAGCUGGAGACGCUGAUCCUGCAGAACUUCAAUGGAACUCUCAAGGUAGAGACCCCGCAGAUGCUCAAGAACCUUCGGCUUUGCCCCGGGGUUGUUCUUGAAGCUGCAUCAAGGAGAGACUUUAAAUCCAUAGAGGACUUAUCCAUAGGUCCCAUAUCUGGUUACUUCGAAGAACCAGAAGAUGACGAGAUCAUAGUCUGGGCCCCCAUUUUACACCAGGUGGUGCACCCUUUUCCAAGAUUGAAAGUUCUGGAUCUCCGCUGGCCCCGGUGGUGUCUGAUCGAUGGUCACUCGGAGCUCUACUCCGGUGUCAAGGACUACGCUGGCGAGCAGAUCUGCAUAAGCCAAUGUUUCAAAACGCUGCGGCGCUUGGAGCAGCUGACAAUGGACGUUGCCGUCUUUGAGAUCUUCACCGCAACCCCCGGAUGCUGGGUGCAUCAACACCAGAUGCCGCGCCUCGAGACCUUGUGCUUAGCUUUGCCGCACCCCCUGACGGGGCGGUGUUUCAAGACCUUCCUUUGGCUCGUGAGCAAUGCGCCGCUCUUGAAGAGGCUCGAGUUGCAUCUAGGGGAGUUUGUGCAAAGGGACAUGGUGGUGUGGCUGAUGGCGGCGCCCACAAAGUACCCGCUGCUCCAGAUCGUGACCCCGCAAUUCCCAGUGGAACCAAACGUGUUGGAGUUCCACAAGCUGUUCGACAGCAAUCGGUUUCGGGAUUGACCAUGUCAGCCAGCCUCAUUGGAACCUCUCGAAUAGUUGCUUGGCAAAUACGAGCGAGCAUCGGGUGCAUGGGAUGAAACAAUUGUAGUAGGGUCCGUGUCCGAAGAUAGUCCGAAUUCUAGUGGCGUGCCCUCUCCCCCAGAUAUCUGCAUUGCUUGGAGCGGAAAUUGCUUACUAACGAAACGGUUUCAUUUGCUUCCGACGUGGAAAGGCACCGUUGAUCAAUAUACCAUUUCGGCUCCUUGUGUUGCAGCGGCGGCCUUUCAAGUUUGUCGUGCUCAAGGUGAUGCAUUGGAACCUCAGCUAGGGCUCGCAACAUAUGAUUCUAAGGAUUGAUGACUCGGAACGGGCCAGAGUUUCCGGUUUGGGUCGCCAUUCAAAGGGUCCAGGUCCCCGUUUUCCUUCAGCAUCUUGAGUUGGGUAUGGACCGUAUGGUCGCCGCUUGAUUGAACGGUGAUAGAAUUAUGUCUUCAUUGUUAACUUAAGUGUUAUAUGAUCGUCACUGUACCAGAAAUAACAGAUUUCGU
Molecule: messenger RNA, 2091 nt
Organism: Klebsormidium nitens
Lineage: Eukaryota; Viridiplantae; Streptophyta; Klebsormidiophyceae; Klebsormidiales; Klebsormidiaceae
Source: the annotation of a GenBank genome assembly